Messenger RNA from Theileria equi strain WA, 2256 nucleotides. RefSeq lists its product as hypothetical. The coding region runs from base 1 to 2256 and encodes 751 amino acids. The record is from RefSeq and is a predicted model, not a curated record. The transcript is spliced from 9 exons. Lineage: Eukaryota; Apicomplexa; Aconoidasida; Piroplasmida; Theileriidae.
AUGGCGGAGGAUGUUAUGUUUUUUCAUUUUCACAAUCUCCAGGAUGAUUUUAUUAAAUAUUACCAGUCAACGAAUAAAUACAGGAUCGACCAAGUUAAGUUGAGUCGAUUGAGUAUCUUGUUUGGAGCAUCGGCCUUGUACAGGAGAAUACAAUCAAUAUUUCCGAAUGAAGAACCACAAAAAAUUGUUAUUUGUGCCCACCUGAAACAUUCGAAAAUACAUGAUUUUUACAUUAUCGCAGCUUCUCUUAUAUAUGGAUAUCCACUUUUCCAUAGUAAUUGGCAUCGCGAUGGCGAUGAAAGUUUAUCGUACAAAAUUCAAGUUGCAAAAUGCCGACUUGUUAUACUUGACGAUGAUAUGAGCUCAGAAUGGAUGAUUCCUGAUGUAAAAUAUAUUAAAAUAUCGGACAUAUAUACGCAAUCAAUAUACAACAAAAGUUUGUCACUUUGUAAUUAUUUAUCACUUGUCGAUUCUCUUGGAAAGGAAAAAUCUGAUUCAAGGAUACAAGUUAUGCUUGCAAACCAAACUAAACAUGUUAGCGAAAUAAACAUGGACGAUCUCUUAAUGAUUUCAUUUACUGAGGGGAAGUUGAAUAGAAAACCAAAGGCUAGACUUAUAACAUAUGGAGAAAUGUUUGAACAAUUUAAGGAAUUAGAAUCCCUAAAUAUGUGGACUAAGGAUGAGAUGUUGGUUAUCUUCAUUACGAAUCCUACUUAUGAUUGGAUCACAUCUACCGUUCUCUAUUAUUCUUUGUAUAGGCCGAAUGUUUAUGUACAUUUCCUCCAAAGAUAUAUGACAACUUAUUGGAAAAUUCUUUGGGAAGCCAAUGAGCAUUCAAAGAAUCUAUUUUUACAACUAGGAAAAUCAUAUAAAGUAUUAAAUUUUCUCUAUCCUCGGCAGUUGGAAGCUCUUUUUACCUUGGAGGAGGUAGCAAAUGAAUGUUUAUUAUUUAUGGAAAGUACUUCUGAAUUGGCAAAAAACCGCAUAUCGGAAGGUCUAUCUACAAAAAUGUAUACAACACCGGAUUUUUCAAAGACCUUGGAAUCUUCCGGGAACAUAUCUGAUAUGGGAUCAAGUUUACUGGAAAAAUCUAGGACAUCUGCUAUGGAUCCGUUAAUGAAGAAUGAUGUUUAUCGUUCUCCACUUUUGGACACUAGAAUAUCGGGUUCAUCUAUUAGAAAUGAGCCAUCUGGAACUUCAUAUUCAAGGAAUCAAAGUUCUCCACAAUUCGAAAGAACUAAAAACUCUAAAUCAGUGUUGUACAUUCCGAAGUUACACUUGAAAUUUUCCGAAUUAAGAAGUGUUUUGUCCGACAAGAAUGUUCAUUUUUUCCUUUCAGGAACACAUACCGAAUAUAGUUUGUGUGAAAUGUUUUUCCGUAUGUUUGGUGGGAAAAUGCCAGUUACCCUUUUUGGAUCCAACGAGAUUACACCGAUAAUAACAUUAUCAAUUCCAUCAUUUGGAACUAUCAACGCUAUUAAACAUUAUAAAAAAGGUGUUUCUAAUACCUAUGCUGGAAAGAAUUACAUUGGCCACUACAUUGGAACUCCUAUUCACAAAGAUUUUGGAGUUUCUGUGGUAAAGUCGAUUGAUCCAAAAGACCCUCAAUACAUGUCUAAAUGUUCUGAAGGAGAACCUGGAUUUAUUGUUUGCAAGUUAAGAAGGAGGAAUCAGAUACUAUUAAAUGACGAUUUUACGCAUAUUGUUACAACUGAUGGGACUUAUUUAGGAUUGGAUGAUAUUGGUUUUUAUUACAAAUCGCAAGAUGGUGAAGAACAUUUCUAUUGGACUCAUACUCUUAAUGCUUCAAUCACCAGGGAUUUAUCCUAUCCUUAUGAUACAUUGAUUUCGACUAGUAAAACUAUACAAAAAUCAAUUUGCCUCAGAUAUGGACUCACAUCUUCAGUAGUUCGUGUAGAAACAAUGAAGAUCACAUUCCCUGGAAAUGAAACUAGAAUUAUUACAGUUGUGGAAUUAAUCACUGUUCUAAAGCCAGAUAUUUCUCAAGACUUAAAGUCAGGUUUCCUAAGAACCUGUAGUAUGUUUAUUUAUGACUUUGAUAAAUUCUGUACAGAAGCUGUCGGAUUGUUCACCGACCAACUUGAGCCGGAUGAAAUAAGGGUUAUAUCUAUACCAUGGACUUAUAAAGGGAGUGUCAAUUAUGCUGUUCUAGGGGUGAGUUGUUCCUACAAAUUUCAGCGCACUUUAGGACAUCCUUUUACACUAGUCAUAAAUUCACAAUAUAAAUCCACUUAA